Messenger RNA from Stomoxys calcitrans (stable fly), 5361 nucleotides. RefSeq names its product guanine nucleotide exchange factor subunit Rich (gene Rich). The transcript has 2 exons. Gene Ontology annotation, molecular function: protein binding. Lineage: Eukaryota; Metazoa; Arthropoda; Insecta; Diptera; Muscidae. The coding region runs from base 174 to 4667 and encodes 1497 amino acids. Gene Ontology annotation, biological process: regulation of GTPase activity; intracellular protein transport; retrograde transport, endosome to Golgi. Gene Ontology annotation, cellular component: Golgi membrane; cytosol; Ric1-Rgp1 guanyl-nucleotide exchange factor complex. The record is from RefSeq and is a predicted model, not a curated record.
UCUUUAUUAUUUGUGCAGUUAUUAGCCAAACGUAGAAUAUAAUUUAAUUAAAUAGAAAAUGAUAAGAUUGUAAAGUAGUAAUAUACAUUCAGACGAGAGCAAAGGUUUCUAUGCAGAUCUGUAUGUGAUUGGAUGUGGUAUUUACUAACUUUUUCCAUAUCACAAAAAGAAACAUGUACUUUCCAAUCGGUUGGCCAACGGCUAUAAAUUUGGCCCUACCUGGCGAUAGUACUAAUAUAAAACAUAUUUGUUUUGAUGCGGUUAAGAUUCUUUUGGCUGCUGUGGGACGGGACUUCCUAAGUAUUUGGUAUGCUAACCCACUAGUUCCCAUUGUAUACUACCGUCGAAGUGUGGAGUCCGUAGUAAGCUACGGGGAUAAUAAGUUCGUAGUUUGGAAGCCUGAUUCUCGACAGUUGAUAGUGCUAACUACCGGUGGUGUUUUGAUACUGUACCAGGUGGAUUUUGAUGGCAGUGGAAAUGGAAUAUUUCUUCAAAUGGAUUCACCACAAUAUAGCCUAAAAAGAGAUUCUGCUGAAUUAUUUAUCAAGGAAAAUAUUCCAAAGCUCAAUUUGAAAGAAGUUUGUAUUGUAGAGCUGAACUCAACAGUCACAACAGUAUGCUGCAUAAGUUUAACCGAACUUUUGGUUGCAACAGAACGCUGUGAACUUAUGCGUCUGCAAUGGUCCGACUUAGAGUCGGACGAAUUCCGAAGUACUACGACCAUAUCAAGUGCGAUAAAUUUACGUUUAAUACAGUUUUAUGUGAACCAACAGUGUAAUCUUAAAACAAUUCCUCCCGUGAAUCCCAAUUCUUACGUGGCUGCUUUAGAAUAUUCGCCGUUUAUUGGUGGCUGUGCGGCAGUGUUUAGCGAUAACAGAGCUGCCUUUCUAAUUGCGAAUCAUUUGAGAUUUGAAUCAGCAAAUAUGCAUGGAUUUUGGAUUCCAGAAAUCGAAGACGCUACCGUCUGUGGAGUGAAUCACAAAUUUCGUCUCUUAGCCUAUGGCAGAUCAAAUUCAGAUGUCACAGUUUAUGGCAUAGAAGAUGCCACUGGAGGAUUGGAAUUCUCCCACCGGCUUUCUCUGAAUUCAACUGUGAUGCCGGGAACUUUGGGGGCAGUAAACGAGCUUAAAUGGAGUCCAGACGGUUGUGUAUUGGCUGUUUCCUGGGAAAAUGGCGGAAUUGCUCUGUGGAGUACUUUCGGAGCAUUGUUGAUGUCAUCGUUUUCUUGGGAUUUCGGUAUACAUGUCGAUUUGGUCCACGACAAUCCUUUAUGUGUCACUAAAGUCGAAUGGUCAACUGAGGGUUAUCAGCUUUUCUUGACAUGCAAACAAAAAAAGACGGACGAGAAAUCAAGCGACGAGACAUUCAGUAACGUGUUUCAAUUAAGUUUUGUUAAAAGUGCGCUCACCAUGAAUCCAUGUAUGACAGCUCAUCCUCAUAUAUUGUUACAGGGCGAUGACACUUUAUAUUUAAAUCAGGGCGAUAAUUUGGAAAAAAUUUAUUUUGGAGGAAAAUUCGUUUUUCCAAAUAAUAAAACAGAAACAACCUCACCACAGUCAUCGGACAUCAAUGAAGCUGACGAUUGUUUAGAAAUUAAGAAUAAUGUCGAUAUUUCUAGUAUUCUGGCUGAGAGCAAAUAUUGGACUGUUCUGCAACUCCCUCAAACAUAUGUGGCAACUAAUUGGCCAAUUCGGUAUUCCGCUAUAGAUAGCGAUGGAAUUCAUGUUGCUGUUGCUGGUCGCACGGGUUUGGCCCACUACUCCAUGCCAACCAAAAAGUGGAAAUUGUUUGGAAACGAGUCUCAAGAAAAGGACUUUGUUGUAUCCGGCGGCUUAUUGUGGUGGAAAGGGUUUAUUGUAUGCGGAUGUUAUUCUCUUCUCGAUCGGACAGAUGAAAUUCGUUGCUAUCCUGAAGAGUGUAAAUUAGAUAACCAAUUCGGAAAUCGAAUUCAAGUGAGGGCACCUGUCAUUUCAUUGAAUAUAUUUCGGGAUCAACUUAUUGCUCUUACUGCGGAUGGCAUUGUUACUCUUUUCGCUAUGCGGAAAUGUGAUGCAUACACUUUAAAGGCGGACUGUGUUUACGAGGUGGACGUGAAAAGUAUUUGCAUUCAUCCCGCAUGUAUUGUGUCGCUGACUGUUACAAACUUGCGUAAUGACUUGACUACCAAAGUACUAGUCUCGCCAGAAAACGGAGACGCAGAGACUAUUAUUGUCAAUGUUUGCGGUCGUAUACUGAUGAUACAAAGAGAUAAUACUAACGCAGUUGUGAAUUCUUUAAUGGCAUCAUGUCUGGCUUCAUGUGUAGAAUGUUUUUGGCUGUCAAAUUCAACCCAAGUCGGUAGCCCAAUGCGUGACUGUUUAUGGCUGUUUUCUGGAAUACAUGGCAUGCGUGUUUGGCUGCCUAUUUUACCGCCAUCCACAGAGCAAAGACGAGACUCCUCCCAUCGGUUGCAUACAUUCAUGUCCAAACGCAUUAUGCUUUCAUUUCCUUUGAAAUUGUAUCCCCUUGUAAUAUUAUUUGAUAAUGUCAUCGUUUUGGGUGUAGAGAAUGAGACCAUUUUGUACACAAAUGAACCGAACUCUCAUUUUUCUCUUCCAUUCUCUCAACUUGAAAGAAAAUCCCAGGUCUAUUUGCACAAGAUAUUGAGGCAACUUAUCAAACGCAAUUUAGGGUACAGUGCUUGGGAAAUAGCACAAUCGUGUCGCAGGUUACCAUAUUUUCCGCACUCUUUGGAAUUAUUGUUGCACGAAGUUUUAGAGGAAGAAGCCACUAGUAAAGAUCCCAUUCCAGAUGCAUUAUUGCCUAGUAUAUUGGAUUUUAUACGAGAAUUCCCAGUAUAUUUGCAAACGAUUGUGCAAUGUGCACGUAAAACCGAAAUAGCUUUAUGGCCGUACCUUUUUUCAAUGGCGGGAAAGCCGAAGGACUUAUUCCAACAGUGUUUGGUAUCUGAAGAGCUGGUUACAGCAGCCAGUUAUUUGAUCAUUUUGCAAAAUUUAGAGCCUUCAGUUAUAAGCAAGCAGUACGCAACACUUCUUUUGGAGAUUGCCCUGCAGCACAGGAAUUGGGAAUUGGCAAAAGAUUUGAUGCGGUUUUUGAAAGCUAUCGAUCCGAAUGAAAUAGAUUCUCCUCGUUCAUCUAUGGUGGUCAACUUGAAAAUUGCACCACCUACUCAAUCUCAGUCUCAGGUAAACCAGAAUCCCGAUGCCUUUAACUUAGUGCUCGGACCUAUUGGCAGAGAACGAAGUUUCUCUACCACUGUUUUAGCAUCGAAUACAACGAAAGAUAAAAAGGAAAAUAAGCCGUCUACUGGGGCAACAAUAUCGUCCAAUGAUAAUGUUGGUUCUGGUAACAGCGGACCUUUAGUCGUCGUUCGUCGUAAAUCUGAACGCAGCAACUCUGCUAAGUGUGAAAAGCGGGAAACAUUCUGCAUCGAAGCUAUUUUACAGAAGCAUGCAAGGAAAUUAUUACAGAAUUGUAAAUUAAUUGAUUUAGGGUAUAUGAGUGCAUUUUUGGAUUUUCAUCUCGUAACAUGGUUGUCACAGGAAGCUGAAAAAACGGCUCGUUUGGAUGAUUACGUGGCAGCAAUCACUGCAUUGCACGAAGAGUUGCAAUUACCCACACCUGUUUCUCUUCCAUCACCUUCAGAAGAUUUUGAUCAGGACUACAACCAACUUCAGAAAAGAUUUCUUUUAGAUACAAAAUUUACCUUGGCACAUACUUCUAGCCAAACAUCAGAAUCCGGGUAUUUUAGUUUAGCCCAUAUGGAAACGCCCACAAGCACGAAUAAUGGGAAUUCCAUUGUCCACAAUAAUAUUCCGUCCAUCAAAGAAAACGAAGAACUUCAAUAUUCGUCAUUGCCAAAUUCAGUGGCCACACAAAAUCAUAUUCAGCACAUGGGUGGUGAAUUUAAUAAAUCUUCGUCCGACUCGCUUGAUUAUACACUUUAUAAGCGUGUUCUUUCAGUUGCCGAUGAGAUGUCAUCGACUUCUUUGGCUCUUGGUCUAACUUGUGGGGAAAUUCAUCAGAAGAUCCUCCCUGAGAAAUUGGCUAUCAAGAUUCGAUAUUUGCUGCAAUUGUUCAUCGAAGCGAAUUGCAUCGAUUUCGCAUUCGUGUUGUCUAUACUACUUCAAGAUGCCUCUUCCGUUGGGCGCAUUAUCAACGUUCUCACUCGAACAGAAUCCGUAGCGACGUGCUGUCGCAUACAAAAUUUGUUAAAACGUAUAGCGCUCUGGUCUUUUGACAUGGAGUGUGUCUAUAGAUCCUUUAUGAUUUCGCUCCAGCCUCAUAUUUACUUGUUAGAUCAAUUCAUUCAAUCGUCUUCGACUCCACUGUCGCCAAAAUCAACUUCGACAACAAUUGUCCAAGGCAAUUUAAACAAUAAUCGCAGUUCCGAGAACAGUGAUCAUAACGAGACCUCAAAGACAGUAGACUGUCUCGUAGAUUCUUUGCAAAACAAUAAAAUUUCACAAAUACAUAAUGACAAUGCCGGUUGCAAUUGGCCUUAUGACGACAACCGUAAUAAUAAGUUGUCGCGUCAAUUAAGUACGGAUAGUACUUUAAAUGCAUCUACAUUACGUGCAGCGCAAGUUAAUGAAUAUAAAGCAAACAAUUCACCUUCCCAGGCAUCUGCUAAAAGAAAUGAAUCGAGUGGUUGCGUUGUUAUGUAAUUAUACAGUCAGAUAAAGUCAAAAUUAAAACUUUUAAAAGCGACGAACUUCCAAACUUCCAAUAUAAUAAGUAUUUUUGUAGUGCAUUGUGUAUGGCAUAUGGUACAGGCCCGACAUCUCAAUCUCUAGCCAAACAAUACUGGAAAUUAAAUCCCCCAUCUGUUACAUAAAAGCGGUUGAUGCUUUGCUGAAUUUGUACAUUUAGUUGAUUAUUAUUUUUUGGAAUAUUUGCGAAAUUAGUGAUAGCAAUUUGCCAAAGAGUCGUUAAAGCGUCUCAAAUAUGAUUCGAAUGGCGAAAUGGAUUUCAUUAAACAAUUUUUGUUACAAUUUUAAUAUAUUUUGUUGUUAUCGCAAGAAAAAUAUGUGUGUUUCUGUUAAUGGUCAUCGUAGCUUUGUAUUAAAACUUGAGCAAUAUUUAGAUAUUAUAUAAAAAAAUUAUAAGCAACUUUGCUCCCCAUCCAUUGGGUAGCAUUUAUAUAUGAUAGUUGCAUAUUCAAUACCAAUCAAUAUAUUUAAUUUAUAAACGUAUUAUACAACGAUUUUAAACUAUAAUGUAUGAUGUAGAAAUUAAACCAAUUAUACUCUAGCUAAACCUGAACCCUACAAAGCCUAAAACGAGAAUAAUGUAUACAAAGUAGGACAAACAUUAGAUAUAUGGGUAUAAAUAAAGAUUAUUUAUAUUUUACUAACUAAA